CACUGCUGUUUCUGAGAACCACGUCAGUGUACAAGCAUUAUUUCGUCAUAUUGCCCAGAGAGCAGUGACGGGAGGUUGUGAAAAGCGCCCGUCUUGUUUGUGAGAUCAGUAUACGACCUGGUUACAUCAUGCAGCCCUGGACUCUCAUCGUCUUCGUUGCAGUGUUAGUGCUACCAACCAUCAGAAGCCAGGGCGCCCUCUCAGAAUGUCCAAACCUUACACAGGACAUCCUCGGGUGUUCAACGCAGUUCCUGAAAGAAACAUCCAUCAAAGGAUUAUUCACAGAUUUCACUAAAGUUUUUAAUUUUGGAUCUCUUCUGUCAAGUUCGACAUCGAUCUUGUGUCAGGCAUCAACCAAGACACUUGUUUUCGACUUCUAUGGAUGUUUAUAUGCCAAGUUAUUCGCUUGCAUUCCAUCUGCCUGGCAAAGAGCAUUCACAUCCCUUGACCAGACAAAAAAGGCACUCGACUACAUGUGUAACAACAUAAACGAUGUGGACCAUGCAUGCCUGGCAGAAACUGGAAGGUCAACCACCCUGCUGAACUGUGUGCUGAAUGGCUCCACAGGAGGUUCUGACUUGUCAACGCCUGAUGGAUACCUCGCAACCACCUGCAGUUCAUCGCAGCUGUCUGUGAGCUGCAUUAAGACAGCCUAUGGUUCGUGUCCGAAGAGAACUGGAGAUGUCCUGGCAGAAGUGGAGAAGCUCGGGAAACCUGCUGCCUGUGACGCCUGUACCUCUCCGCCUUCACUUCUCCUCGUGCUGUUCUCAGUGCUGUCCUUCAUGCUGGCCUUGCUCAAGUAGAUACCCUAAUGGCACUGAUAUACACAACUGAUCAAGAAUUUGAACUUGUGUUAUUUUUGUUGUAGAUAUUUCGAAACAGGGAAACUGAAAUAAUUUAACGAAAAGAGUUGGCCCAACUUCGUUACUUAUUCACAGAUGUUUAUCUGUUUAAAAAAAACCCACCGAUAUGAUUUAUAUAUUAUUAUCUCCCGACUGCCAUGCUACCGUCCAUUUGUUUUUCGGGACAAAAAUGUAUAAACCUUCACUGUUCCGUCAUCUCUCUGUGAUGAAACACAUACAUCUUCACUUGUGUUUAAUAUAAUUUUGAUGGAUGCAGUUGGGUCUAUCGUGUAUCGUGUCGGAGCAAAUCACAAAAUACGUUCACAAAUUCACGAACAUCGCAUACAUAUGAUCCAGAUUGUGCGUGGUACAGCUUGCAGGGCAGUAGAAAGCAUCACGGUGCUGAGACAGAUAUCAAUAGAUGACAAUGACACAUUCACAACAAUCCACCAGGCGGUAAUCUAAAGCAAAAAACCAUGUUCAGAUUGAAAACAUCAAUAUUCUUUCCGUUGCCAUUGAAACGUGUAAGCAAGUUUGUAUUAGGCAGAUGGUGAUUUGCCUGAGGGCAGCCAUAUUGUUCCAGAAGUAUUACGGCUGCUGGUUGUGAUGUUGCAAAAUGUUUUCUUUAUAUGCAGUACAACAAAACAAAACGGAAACUAGGAUCAUGUACUGUACCUGUGUUCACAGGAUUACAUGGGAUUAGUCUGAUUUAUAUGUUCCCAAAAACAAAGUAAUUGUGGUCACUUAAUUCGUCUUCUUGCUUAAUGCAUUAAAGACAUUGAAGUGUACUGUAAUUUAAUUCCGAUGAAACUGACUACAUGUGCUUAAGGAAGUGGUUUUCUUUUCAUUCUACCCAGCAAUAACUACGGGAAAUAUACACAGAUUAUGUAUAAAUGUGAGGUUAUUUUCACGUCACACCAGAAAUAUACUGUUGGAAAUGAAUAAGGGAACACAUAGUUUUAGACACAGUACAAUGAUAUGGUAUCGUGGGUUCCAGCCUUGUCUGCCAAAUACACGUGGGAAACAUUGCACACAAACACAUCGCAACAUUUGAUUCUGACAGUUGUUGAACUUGUAUGCGCCCUUAUCGAAAUCUACUAACAGUAAAGCUUAUUAUUAUUGACCAUUGUUCAUUGUUACUUUAUUCAUUUCCAUCAGUAUAUAUAUACUAGCAUUUUGAUUUUCUUGUCUCCCUAAUACCCUACUGUUUCAAAGUGACCCUGGUGUGUGUUGA
Molecule: messenger RNA, 2076 nt
Organism: Haliotis rufescens (red abalone)
Lineage: Eukaryota; Metazoa; Mollusca; Gastropoda; Lepetellida; Haliotidae
Exons: 5
Coding region: 129-803 (224 amino acids)
Source: RefSeq, a predicted model, not a curated record